Saccharomycopsis crataegensis is the source of this 990-nucleotide messenger RNA. RefSeq lists its product as uncharacterized. The record is from RefSeq and is a predicted model, not a curated record. The transcript has a single exon. NCBI's taxonomy places the organism in Eukaryota, Fungi, Ascomycota, Saccharomycetes, Ascoideales, Saccharomycopsidaceae. The coding region runs from base 1 to 990 and encodes 329 amino acids.
AUGCCAGAAGAACUUAAUAAACAUCCUAACGGUUUCGUCAUUCCCCAACUCACCAAAAAUGAUAGAAGAGUGUUUGCAGUGUUGUUCAAUAAGGAGGCUGCCGGAAUUUCUGCUAGGAAAUUCAAAGAGCGGACCAAAGAUAUGAACUUCUUACCAAAAUUCAUGGAGCUCAACACCGUUGGUAACAUCAUCGUUGAUCUCACUAAAACUCCAAAUCGUUACAUUACUGAUGAAGAUCGGGUACAAGACUUUUAUGACCUUGAAGCUAAAGUGAUCAUUUUGGCCGAGAAAGAUGCUUUUAACAAACCUCAUGAUAUUGAGGCAAUGAAGCUCGAUGAACACGAUAUUGAUGCUUACGGUUACCAUUUUCUUCCAGAUAUUUCUGUGAUUAACGAAUGCCAAAAUAUUGUCGAUAAUGAAAUAUUCGGUUCGUAUGAAGACGCUAAAGUCUUUGGGGGGUUUUAUGUUUUGGAUGCUGUAGUUAAAAGGCUUUCAUUGCAAUAUAAAAUCGCGAUGAUCAAGAAGCAGUCAACUAAUCAAACUAACUACGAGGAAUUACUUCAGAAACACAGCAUCAGAGAAAAAGAGGUGGAAAUUUUUGACUUAUUGCACAAAGCUGUUGAUUUAUCAUUACCAGAACCUGUUUUUAAGGAGAAGGAUUCUCCUGAUGCAUUUCCAGAAUAUACGGUUUCAAGAAAAGAGGCCUCGGUUUUGCAAAGCGCUUACUCUCAAUUUGCAUCGAUGUUGAUCAUUAAGGCUGCAAGAUUAGAGACUUCAAUGAAGAAUGAAACUUCAGAGAAAAAUAAAGAAGAGCUCAGAGCCAUCAUGAACUUCUUCGAAGCAGAAGCUAGCCAUUAUAUGUACAUUUCAGGGGCAUUUGGUGAUGAGAUAGCAAAAGAAUUAUCCACCAAGAUUAACCCUUACGCGAAACUUUGCGGUAACGUGGUGAUGCAAACCAUGGUGAGUCAAUUUUACGGGCCUAAUUUCUAA